Messenger RNA from Cucurbita moschata (crookneck pumpkin), 897 nucleotides. Its product is annotated as cell number regulator 2-like. The transcript has 4 exons. The record is from RefSeq and is a predicted model, not a curated record. NCBI's taxonomy places the organism in Eukaryota, Viridiplantae, Streptophyta, Magnoliopsida, Cucurbitales, Cucurbitaceae. The coding region runs from base 216 to 662 and encodes 148 amino acids.
AUGGACCACACAUACAAACAUUAUCUAAAACAACAUUAUUGAUAAAACCCAACCCAAACAAAACAUCAACCUAAACUUUCCAAAAUUUUGUCCACUUUAACUUUUUUUAAAAUAUGUUCUAAGAGAAAAAAAAAAACAAUAAAUUGGAGGACAGAACAACUCCACAACCCGGAAUUCGAAGGCGAAUUUGGUAGGCUUAUUUGAAGGAGAAGAAGAUGUCCGGCGGUAUUCCGGUGAAUGCAGGCAACGGAACGCCAUGGUCCACUGGCCUCUGUGACUGCUUCGACGACAUUGGAUCGUGUUGCUGUACGAUUUGGUGUCCAUGCGUGCCUUUCGGGAGAGCCGCCGAGAUUAUUGAUGAAGGAUCAAGUUCUUGUUUGGGUCAGGCAUCGAUUUUCACUGUCAUAACUUGCUUUACGCCCUGUAUAUGCCUUUAUACUUGCUACUAUCGUUCUCGAUUGAGGGCAAAGUAUCAACUUCAAGAAACUCCUUGCAACGAUUGUUGUGUUCACUUUUGUUGUCUGGGCUGUGCAAUGUGUCAAGAGUAUCGUGAGCUAAAGAAUCGUGGUUUCGACAUGCAUAUUGGUUGGCAAGGAAACGUGCAGAAACAAAACAAGGGAUUAGAGAUCCCGCCCGUGGUCGAAGGACAAAUGAAACGUUGAAGCUUGAAAGACUUAAAAAAAAAAAAAAAAGUCUUGUGAAAGCCAAGGAAUAAAAAGGAUGGUUGUUUCCUCUUUGCAUUUCGUUGUGUGCAUCUUUUUAUUGAGUUCCUCUUUUCUAGUGUGUUGGUUUGCGCAGGUCAAGGUCAAGUUUUAAUGCAGUAUGUAAGUACGGAAUGUCAUUGUUUGGAUUGAAUUUCUAGUUCAUUUAAGACCAAUAAUAUUAAUGUUCGAGUAU